This is a messenger RNA of Aricia agestis (brown argus), 3298 nucleotides long. RefSeq names its product glycogen phosphorylase (gene Glyp). Gene Ontology annotation, biological process: glycogen catabolic process. Gene Ontology annotation, molecular function: glycogen phosphorylase activity; pyridoxal phosphate binding. Bases 231 to 2756 code for a protein of 841 amino acids. Gene Ontology annotation, cellular component: cytoplasm. Lineage: Eukaryota; Metazoa; Arthropoda; Insecta; Lepidoptera; Lycaenidae. The transcript is spliced from 8 exons. The record is from RefSeq and is a predicted model, not a curated record.
UUAAUUUUUGAUAUCAAUUUUAUAUGCAAUUUGGAGGAGUUCAGUUUACUUAAACCACAAUUCAUAUAAGUCGUGAUUCGCAUUCGACGGCACCGGGAGAAACACUCGCAGCGGCCAGCGGUCAGAGUUGAUGUCUAGUCUGACCUUCUCAAGGUGACCGAUAUCGCGGCUCGCUCAGUGCGGGUUCGGCAGCGGAACGUCGCUGUAUCGUGCACAGUAAAUAAAUCAGGAUGAGCGUGCAAACGGAUUCCGACAAGCGAAAGCAGAUUUCGGUUCGGGGCAUCGUCGAGGUGGAGAAUGUGGCCGAGGUGAAGAAGGCCUUCAACCGCCACGUCCACUACACCCUGGUGAAGGACCGCAAUGUGGCGACUCCCCGGGACUACUACUUCGCCCUGGCCCACACCGUCCGCGACCAUCUCGUCUCGCGCUGGAUCCGCACGCAGCAGUAUUACUAUGAGAAGGACCCCAAGCGUGUCUACUACCUCUCCCUGGAGUACUACAUGGGAAGGUCCCUUCAGAACACUAUGAUCAACCUUGGCAUCCAGGGUACGGUGGAUGAGGCCCUGUACCAGCUGGGCCUGGAUAUUGAGGAGUUGGAGGAGCUGGAGGAGGAUGCGGGUCUCGGUAACGGAGGUCUCGGGAGAUUAGCCGCCUGUUUCCUGGACUCUAUGGCCACCCUGGGCAUGGCAGCUUAUGGUUAUGGUAUCAGAUACGAGUACGGUAUCUUCACGCAGAAGAUCGAGAACGGCGAGCAGCAGGAGGAGCCGGACGACUGGCUGCGCUACGGCAACCCCUGGGAGAAGGCGCGCCCCGAGUUCAUGCUGCCCGUCAACUUCUACGGCCGCGUCGAGGACACGCCGCAGGGCAAGAAGUGGGUGGACACCCAGGUCGUGUUCGCCAUGCCCUACGACAACCCCGUGCCCGGCUACGACAACAACGUCGUCAAUACCCUGCGCCUCUGGUCCGCCAAGAGCCCCAUGGACUUCAACCUGCGCUUCUUCAACUCCGGCGACUACAUCCAGGCCGUGCUCGACCGCAACGUGGCCGAGAACAUCUCGCGCGUGCUCUACCCCAACGACAACUUCUUCGAAGGCAAGGAGCUGCGCCUGCGCCAGGAGUACUUCAUGUGCGCCGCCACGCUGCAGGACAUCAUCCGGCGGUACAAGGCGUCCAAGUUCGGGUCGCGCGAGGCCGUGCGUACCACGUUCGACAGCCUGCCCGACAAGGUCGCCAUCCAGCUCAACGACACGCACCCCGCGCUCGCCAUCCCCGAGCUGCUGCGCAUCCUCGUCGACGUCGAGCGCGUGCCCUACGAGCGCGCCUGGGACCUCGUCGUGCGCUGCUGCGCCUACACCAACCACACCGUGCUGCCCGAGGCGCUCGAGCGCUGGCCGUGCGGCAUGCUCGAGAACGUGCUGCCGCGCCACAUGCAGCUCAUCUACCACAUUAACUUCCUGCACCUGCAGGAGGUGCAGAAGCGCUGGCCCGGCGACGCGGACCGCAUGCGCCGCAUGUCGCUCAUCGAGGAGGAGGGCGAGAAGCGCGUCAACAUGGCCAACCUGUGCGUCGUCGGCUCCCACGCCGUCAACGGCGUCGCCGCCAUCCACUCCGACAUCCUCAAGGCGACCGUCUUCCGCGACUUCUACGAGAUGUGGCCCGACAAGUUCCAGAACAAGACGAACGGCAUCACGCCGCGCCGCUGGCUGCUGCUGUGCAACCCGGGCCUAGCGGACGUCAUCUCGGAGAAGAUCGGCGACGAGUGGACGACGCACCUCGACCAGCUGCAGGGGCUGAAGCGCUGGGCGCGGGACCCGGCCUUCCAGCGCGCCGUGAUGAAGGUGAAGCAGGAGAACAAGCUGAGGCUGGCGGCGCUGAUCGAGCGCGACACGGGCGUGCGCGUCAACGCCGCCUCGCUGUUCGACGUGCAGGUGAAGCGCAUCCACGAGUACAAGCGGCAGCUGCUGAACAUCCUGCACGUGAUCACGCUGUACAACCGCAUCAAGCGCGACCCCGCCGCGCCGCACACGCCGCGCACCGUCAUGCUGGGCGGCAAGGCGGCGCCCGGCUACUUCAUCGCCAAGCAGAUCAUCGCGCUCGCCUGCGCCGUCGGCAACACGGUGAACAACGACCCGGAGGUGGGCGACAGGCUGAAGCUGAUCUUCCUGGAGAACUACCGCGUGACGCUGGCCGAGCGCGUCAUCCCCGCCGCCGACCUCUCCCAGCAGAUCUCCACCGCCGGCACCGAGGCCUCCGGCACCGGCAACAUGAAGUUCAUGUUGAACGGCGCGCUGACGAUCGGCACGAUGGACGGCGCGAACGUGGAGAUGGCGGAGGAGGCGGGCGAGGACAACCUCUUCAUAUUCGGCAUGAGGGUCGACGACGUCACCGCGCUGCAGAAGAAGGGCUACAACGCGUACGAGUACUAUGAACGCAACCCCGAGCUGCGCGCGUGCGUGGAGCAGAUUCGCAGCGGGUUCUUCUCGCCCGGGGAACCGGCGCGGUUCGCGGCGGUGGCCGACGUGCUGCUGCACCACGACCGUUUCCUGCACCUCGCCGAUUUCGACGCCUACAUACAGGCGCAGGACACCGUCGCCCGCGUCUACCAGGACCCGGCGAAGUGGGCGGAGAUGGUGAUAAUGAACAUCGCGAGCUCGGGCAAGUUCUCGUCAGACCGCACCAUCGCCGAGUACGCGCGCGAUAUCUGGGGCGUCGAACCCACCUGGGAGAAGCUGCCGGCGCCGCACGAGUCCGCCUAGAUCCGGCUAGACUACCGGCAGUCCGGCUAGGACUUCCGGUUAGCAGACAUGUUACGUCCGACACGGUCCGGCUGUAUAUUAUGUAAACAAAAUGCUCUCGGUUUGAGAAAAAUAUAGUCGGUCUGUCUGUCAAACUGCGAUUGCGUAUAUGUACGUACGUAUACGCAAAAUUUGCGUACAUGUACGUGUAAUGCUUUUUUAAAAUUAAAACGAGUAAAAGUUCACCCACCAUCAAAGAGGAAAUCUCUAAAUCAUGCACUAGAUACAAGCUACGCUUAAAUAACCACCCUAAUGACCUUGCCCACGGUCUCCUCGAAAAAAGCCGUUAUGGUCGUCUCAAGCGCCACAACAUACUGGACCUGGAUAACAGAUUCUAGCCAAUUGAAUAUAGAGGCCUAGUUACUGAGCUUGAGCCUCUGAGCGUCUGCUUAUAACCUUCAGGUUGAUCGCAGAUAACAAGGGAAAGAAAAAAAAAACUAGUAAAAUUGUUACUCAAUAAUCAUUAAAACUGUAAAUCAUGCAACUUUAGCAUAUAGAUGAUA